AAUCGAUCUGCCCUGUCCUGGGCCAAGUUUUAAUCAAUGGCCAUAACCCCCAAUCCGAGAAUCGGGAAACCCAAUUCAGUGACUCCGAUGAGGCGACGAUCGUCGAUCAGAGGAGGAACUCACUCUUACAUUCAAAGGGCUUCAAUUUUGUGCUCAUUCUCAGAAGUGAUGAUCUUAAAGGAGUUUGUGUUGGGAGUGUGUUCGUAUAUAUAUGUGAUAUUUAAUCAUUCCACUUAGUUUUGGAAUUCAUUUAUCAUCGAUUAUGGGGUUUUGAUUUUUCCCUCCUAAUGGAUGAAAACCCUAGUACUAGACUCCAAUACCCUCCCAGAAUCAUCUCCUCAAUGAACCAUACUCGGCCAAAACCUCCUCAAAAGUCAUCACUGAAGCAGCAGCCCCAGAACUUUCCGUCACACCUUGAUGCACCUGAUGUGUCCCCCUCUGUUCGGGGUCUCUGUGAAAUUUUGAUCCGAGCCUCCCCACAUGAUAUUGAAUCUACUCUUUCUUCAUCUGACAUUGCCCCUACCCAGGACCUCGUCAAUGAGGUCCUCAGGUUCUCCUACAACUACCCUUCAUCUGCCGUGAAGUUCUUUCGGUGGGCUGGCCUCUCUCUCAAGCACUCUGCAUUCUCCUGGAACCUCAUUGUUGAUUUGCUUGGAAAGAAUGGCCUAUUUGAGCCAAUGUGGGAUGCCAUUCGCUCCAUGAACCAAGAAAGGGUAGUCUCGUUGGCCACGUUUGUAUCCGUUUUUGGGAGCUAUUGUGUGACUAGUAGAUUUGAUGAGGCAAUAAUGAGCUUCGGGAUCAUGGACAAGUAUGGUGUGCAGCAGGAUGUUGUCGCGGGGAAUUCUCUGCUGAGCGCAAUUUGUCAUGAGGAAAAUCAGACUUCCAAGGCGUUGGAGUGGUUUGAAAGGAUCAAGUCAAAGAUCCCACCCAAUGACGACACCUUCGCGAUCUUGUUAGAAGGAUGGGAAAGGGACGGUAAUGUGGCAAAAGCCAUGACCACAUUUGGCGAGAUGGUAGUGCGCAUCGGGUGGAGCCCAGAUAACAUGUCAGCCUAUGAUGCAUUCUUGACGACACUUGUUCAUGGGCACCACUUAGUAGACGCAGUGAAGUUUCUCAAAUUGAUGAGGGGGUUUAAUUGCUUGCCAAGUUUGAAAUUCUUCUCUAACGCUCUUGAUAUCCUUAUUAAGCAAAACGAUUCCUCCCAUGCAAUUCUGCUGUGGGAUAUCAUGGUGGGAAGUGGAUUACUUCCCAACUUGAUAAUGUACAAUGCGAUGAUUGGCUUGCUUUACAACAACAAUGAGAUUCAUGACGCAAUUCGGUUGCUCAAUAUUGUGGGGUUUCAUGGUUCUUUUCCUGAUUCUUUGCCGUAUAAUUUGAUUUUUCAAUGUCUUAUAAAGAACAAAAAGGUUCGUGAGGUGGGCAAGUUCUUCAUCGAGAUGAUCAAGCAUGAAUGGCCUCCAACCCCCUCUAAUUUCAGUGCAGCCAUCACAAUGUUGUUUGAUGGGGAUGACCCUGAAAUGGCAUUGGAAAUAUAGAAUUACAUGGUCGAGAAUCGAAUAUCAUCUCUGGAUGACAGUGCAAAUGCGUUGCUAAUUGGAUUGGGUGAUUUGGCUAGGUUGUCGGAGGUGAGGAGGGUUGCGGAUGAUAUGCUUGAUAGACGAGUAAAUAUAUAUGGAUCAACGAUGGAGAAGUUGAAGAAUGCUUUUUAUACAUGCGGUCGAAGUGGAAGGGAUAAAUAUGAUAGACUUUCAAGGAGAUGGAAAGAUUCCUAAAUUUCAUGGUGAUUUUUUUCUUUUUAAUUUUGAUUUUAGUGAUGUUUAACAAUAUUUUGGGCACCUGGCUGUCAUUUUUGGAAAAAAAUUUCCAAGUGCAGGUAGGUUUUACAUUUUCAUAAUUUUGGUUUGUGUAUAAUUAGUAAUAGUUGGGUACUCAUUUUCCCAUAUGUUUUUUUCUUCGUUAAGUUCUUGCAGUGAUAUCUUUUAGCAUGUAAACAUAGCCAUAAUUAAUUUUAUUUGCGUUAAAUUAUAAAUGUAUCCACCAAUCCUCUUGUCGAAAAUACUUAUUGCCAGUAUCAUGGCAAAUCGUUUUGUUUGCACAUCCAAGCCGAUUCUUCUUGGUUCAGAGAAUAUAAAUUUCCUCUUGUGACUGAUAUUGUGAAACCUCUUUAGAAAUCUAUUGGAAUUGUUGAUUUUAAAAUAUUCUCAGUCCAUACUUUAUGGGUUUAUACUAGAAGUGUUGAAGAAAGUGAUGCUCUUGAUUUUGACUAUAGUUUGUUGAGAAUGCAUAAUUUUUUGUUGGAGAUUCUGAAGUGAUCAGUGAUCUAGUAUGGUGCCUGUUCAAGUUAUAUUUAGUUCAAAGUGUUUCUUUUUGUUCAUAUGCAAAUAUUGGAUUCAUGUUUUGCUGUAUGUUUGUUACAAAUGUGUGCAAGGCAUUAUAUAUAG
This is a messenger RNA of Tripterygium wilfordii, 2441 nucleotides long. RefSeq names its product receptor-like protein 14. Lineage: Eukaryota; Viridiplantae; Streptophyta; Magnoliopsida; Celastrales; Celastraceae. The record is from RefSeq and is a predicted model, not a curated record. The transcript is spliced from 2 exons. Gene Ontology annotation, molecular function: protein binding. Bases 288 to 1535 code for a protein of 415 amino acids.